GGCAAGGUCCCACUUGCACGAGUUAAGAGAUACUGACCGUAGAGAGCAAAGUUGAAAGAUCAACGGCCGAAAUCUCCUAAUUUGCGCAAGUGGGACCUUGCCCACGGUGAAAGGAGGACCCUGUCGCGGUUGCACACACAAAGCGGGCACACAUUUUCCAGGGAGGGUGGGAGUAGGCGGGAACAACUCCGCCCCCCUCGCUCACAAGCACGCACGAAAUCAACUGGGGUACACGUGUGAGCUUUCGUCACUACCGAGAGAAGCAAUUAUAGACCUCGACCUAUACACGAAGAAAACGUAGGGUAGGGGGGGUCUGACGAGAGAGAGAGAGAGAGAGAGAGAGAGAGAGAGAGAGAGGUGGUUUGAGAUACGCCCAUAUACACACACACACACACACACAGAGGUGGUUUGAGAUACGCCCAUAUAUACAGAGAGAGAGAGAGAGAGAGAGAGAGAGAGGUGGUUUGGGAUACGCCCAUAUACGUAAGCGGGGUCUGGAGAGAGAGAGAGAGAGAGAGAGAGAGAGAGAGAGAGAGAGGUGGUGUGGGAUACGCCCAUAUACUCAUACACACACACACACACACACACACACACACACACAGAGGGAGAGAGAGAGAGAGAGAGAGAGAGAGAGAGAGAGAGAGAGAGAGAGAGAGAGAGAGAGAAGCUGGUGCAGCGGGAGACCGAAGGCGCGGUCUUGGCUUCAUGGCACAGCAGGGUAGGCAUACGAUCAUUCUGAUGCAGCCCCAGCCAAAUCGUGCCAGCAGAACGUUCAUGGAUUACGAGACAGUGCCUGCGGCAAUGGACGGGAUAUGCGGGAUAUUUGAGAGGAGACUGAAGGAGGCGAACCCUUCUGUGCGUAACAUAACGUACGAUAUCAAUGAUCUGUACAAGUUCAUCGACAGCUUGGCAGAUCUGAGUGCCCUUGUGCUCGACCAUUCGAUAAAUGCAUAUGUACCACAUGACAGGCAAUGGAUCAAGCAGAGGGCUUUCCAACACUUGAAGAAGCUUGCUGGCCAAACUGGUUGAGGUCCCAGGGAGAUGGGGGAAAGCGAGCAACGCUAUGAGGUCGUGUGAGAGAUUACGCUUACUCUUUCGAAGAGUCCUUGCCGCUAAAAAAAUGCACUCUUUAUUUCAGGAAAGUUAUUUUCGCACGUUCACACUGUGUCCUGACUGUGCUGCUCCAGUGAUCAUUUUGUCUGUCAAACCUCUGGUACAGGCCCCAGCCUUGUGGAAACGUGUUCGUCGCCUACUCCGAAAAUUUCGCUUCUCCGGCCUGCUGAUGCUGAACCACAAUGGUUGGUGAAGCCAGCCAAAGAAGUAAAAAAAGUGCGCUGCUGGCGGUUUGGAAAAGUUCCGUGCAGAGUGCAGCGACUCCAGGCCCGGCUGUACUGGUCGGCGGUUUAAACAAUCCCUUUUGAGAGCCCCCGCUGCACUUCCAGGCGUGCCUGUACUGGUCGUCUAAUCGAUCGAUCCCCUUUUGAGAGCCCCGGCUCUCCGAAGACAAGCUUGGUGCGCAGUGCAGCGCCUCCAGCCCCGGCUGUACUGGUGGUGGUUUAAACGAUCCCUUUUUGAG
Chara braunii is the source of this 1576-nucleotide messenger RNA. NCBI's taxonomy places the organism in Eukaryota, Viridiplantae, Streptophyta, Charophyceae, Charales, Characeae. The record is from the annotation of a GenBank genome assembly.